Opisthorchis viverrini is the source of this 396-nucleotide messenger RNA. RefSeq lists its product as hypothetical. The record is from RefSeq and is a predicted model, not a curated record. Bases 1 to 396 code for a protein of 131 amino acids. The transcript is spliced from 4 exons. NCBI's taxonomy places the organism in Eukaryota, Metazoa, Platyhelminthes, Trematoda, Opisthorchiida, Opisthorchiidae.
AUGGAUUGGACACAGCUUCGGCGACCUGACAGUACCCCAACCCUCGUGCUUUCCUUUGGUGGCAUGGUCGUUAGAGGACAGUACGACUUUACCCCUAGACCGCCUCGUACCACGAUUACUCGUAGUGCGGGGUCUCGCUGCUCUUCGUCUGGCUGCUCCCCUUUGGCCUUCCUGGCAUGGUUAGACCUUUUGGAACGAAGUUCCAGCCAGUGUAGCCCGCGGGAUCAUCAUCAUCGACGGCAUGACAUCAGUGUUCAAUACCGAUGCUUCACUGCCCCUUAUUGUAAAGAAAAGAGUAAGGGUGGACGGGGGAGGGACUUAGUGCUAGCUUACCACAAUCAUUCCGAGGUGCCUGUACCUCCAGACAUUCACUCAGGCGAUCUGGAUAGAAACUGA